UGUGUGUGUGAGAGAGCAGUGGUCCAGCCCACGCGGCUCGGUCGCUAUGGAGAGCAGCAGCAGCACAGUGAACCAGAGAGCGGAGCAGAACACACACACACUCACACACACACGGGAGUCAUGGAGGACACACCAGCGCGCAGACGGACUUUCCCAGCCCGCGGAGGACUGCGGCUCCUGGCGUCGCUGCUCGCCCUGUGCGGACUCACCUGCGUGAGCAGCAACCACGUGAUCGUCCCAGCGACAGUGAAUGCCGUGCUGGGGAAGAACAUCACACUGGGCUGCAGAAUAGAGGUGGGCUCCAACCUCAGUCUCACACAGAUCUCCUGGGAACGUCGUCUUCCGUCAGGCACCAUAACCCUGGCAGUGUACAACCCCAAGUACGGAAUCUCGUUCUCUGACGAGUACAUCCAGCGCGUCUCAUUUGUUUCCCCUUCAAUACAAGAUGCAACCAUCACCCUUAAAGAAGUUGGCUUUGCAGAUACCGGGUCCUACAUCUGCAAAGUGGCAACGUUUCCUCUGGGCAAUACACAAGCGUCAACCUUCCUCAAUGUAUUAGUGGAGCCAAAAGUGUACGUGUCCGCCGGCCCCACCGCUCUGCUGGACGGAGGGAACGAGUCGCUGGUGGCCACCUGCAUUGCGGAGCGCGGCCGGCCCGCCGCUGAGGUUUUCUGGGAGACGGAGCUGUACGGGCGCAGUGAGAAGCAAAGUCAGGAUGAGCCCAACAGCACCACCACCAUACAUGUGCACUACAUGUGGCAGCCGCAGAGCUACGCCCAGGGGAAGAUGCUCACCUGUGUGGUGCGCCACCCGUCCCUACAAACAGAGUUCCGCAUUCCCUACAUACUAAACGUACAGUUUGCUCCAAUGGUAACAAUAACUGGACCUGACAAAAACUGGUUCGUGGGUCAAGAGAACGUGAAGUUCGAAUGUGGUGCCAAAUCGAACCCACCUGCCCGUCACUUCACAUGGAUCAGGUUGGAUGGAUUGAUGCCGGAUGGUGUUGAGAUCUCAAACAAUACCUUCGCUUUCACUCGUCCGCUGGAGCGCAAUGACUCUGGCGUAUAUCGCUGUGAAGUGAUGAAUGACAUCGGGCUCCGCAGUCAGAAUGUAAACCUCUGGGUACAAGAUCCUCCCCCCACCACUGCAGCCCCCAGCACCACUGCAUCCCGUCUCCACGACACCUCUGGAACCGGCACUGCUGCGGACCAGCGGAGAGCCCUGUUCACGUCCCCGACCCUGGCGUCCUUACCCGACAGCAGCCUGGGUACUAUCAUAGGCGGGGCAGUGGGUGGAGUUCUGUUCCUGAUCCUCCUGCUGAUCCUGGGUGGGGCAUGUUUUAUGCGCCAGCGCAGAACCUUCAGGGGCGACUACUACACCAAACAAUACCUGGGACCCUCGGACAUGCAGAAGGAGUCGCAGCUGGAUGUGCUGCAGCCACAUGAGCUGCAGGAGGUCUACGGGGACAAGACCAGCAAGGGCAGCCAGGAGCUGAAACCAAAACUGGGUGGAGACAUCAUUUACCCCGACUACACCCCUGAACGCAAGGAUAGGGACGACUGGGCUGACAAGGGAGACGUCCACAGGGGCCUCAAGGAGGGAAACUACUACCCUGAUCACUACAACACCCAAAACAUGCACCCCUGCGGGCCUCCCGUGCACAGCCCCAUAGUGAACAACGGCUCCCCCUACAUACCGGAGGACAGCUAUGACAAUGGUACAGACAGCGACUAUGUGUCCCACAUGGACGGAUCGGUGAUCUCACGCCGGGAGUGGUAUGUUUGAGCGAAGGAGCAAAGGAACAACAAACUGACAAAUGACUGAGGAUAAUCUAACACGGGACGGAGAAAAAAAAUCAUCAAAAGUUGUGUCAUUUCAGUUACAGGAUGAAUAAAAUGUCUCUGCUGAGGUUCACAUUAAGCUCUUCUAUCAAUACUGCUCAGCCUUGAUUGUAACCACUUCACCUUAAGGGUGUUUUUGGAUUGUAUUACACUUUUGUAGCUUUUCACGGAUCUACAAAUACGCUGGACUGUGUAGUCUUCAGAGGCUUUGACAUUCAGAGAAGUUUGAACUGAUCUGACUGAGGUUUUGUAUUCUGCUUGUUUGUGUUGGCAUCAGAUCACUGGUUAGGUGUUCAAACCCUCGUUAUUGAAGUAUUUAUAUCCCUGACUGACCCAGCUCUGCUCCCAUAAAACCUCACAACUUCUGUGGCAUUUUCGAAAAGUGGUCCGUCGACAGCGUUUUCACACAGGUGAUAUGUUCAUGGCCGCAACCAGUAUUUACAGCAAAUUCUAUUGCAUGGUUUUUCUUUUUCGAAAACAAAAAUGUAUCAUCAAGCUAAAGGGAAAGUCACAUGAAUAAAAGGGAGAAUUACACAGACUUUGUACUGUGGGAAAAGAAAGAUGAGACAUUACCAAAAACACUGAGUAUCUUCUGUAAAUUAUCUAUGAAGUGGUAACUGUGUCAGCUGACAGAGAGAGAGGUCACUCCCAGUCAAAGUAACUUUACUUUCAAACAAACUCAUGUUGUUUUGAUGAACUGUUCUUUGAAAAAUACAACUGUGAUCUGAUUUCAUUUCUCCACACACAAAAAAACAGGACAGAACAAAGUUGCCUUACGGAGAAAUGAAAAUGCUGGAAAUUCCUCUUUUUUUCAUUUUGCAGACGCACGUUCAAUGAAUAAUCGCAGUUAGUGCUAACACUUGUGUUUCCUGUGGCUGUUUCACAAUAAGAGCCACUGCGUGUUAAAUCAGAUGAAUACUUGUUAUGUGAAGCAGCGGCAGAAGGUUGUUUGUGUUGCAGCAGCAUCUUAAUGCAGCUCCUUGUCUUUGUAGAGAGAAAACAGUAGCUGAUGUAUUUGAGUUGGGUUAUAUGGAUGCAUUGUUUUUCUAUUGAUCACUUGUGUUUAGGUAGUGAAGCUGAAUUCAGCUGCAGCCUCCACCAACAAAUACGACUACAUAGAUGAUUACUGAAUGUAAACACAUUAAAUUGCUGCUGUAGAGAAAGUGUCGAGCAUUGAUGGUAUCAAAAAUCAGUGAAAAUGUAAUUAUAACAUUAAUCAAAUACACUCAUCAGUAUUGACAUGUCUUAAUGCAGCCACUUUCUCGCAGUAAAAUAGCACAACUCUUAUUACGCUUGUCAGCAAAGUUCAGAAGAAGCCGACUGGGCCUUGGCGUUCUCCACUUAUCCAUGAUAACAGGCUGCAUCUCUGUCUUCUCCAUUUUCCCUUCCUCCUUAUCCUCUGGGCUCUGACUGCAAAACUAACACCAAUUGGUCAUUAUAGCUUUUUAUUUAAGCAGGGGAUCAAAGCAAAGUGUUAUAAAUACCAGCUGGGACUACAGCAGCUGUCAUCAUCCAACAUUAUGUGGCUCCAUAAACCACCAACAGUUUCACUGCUGCCGCUCGACACGCCACAGCCGUGAUUCAUGGGGGUAAAUAAGCAGAGAAUUGAAACUUAUUGAAGAAGAAAAAGAAAGAAGAGACGCACACAAAGUCAGACUUGGGCUUUAGCUUGGAUGAGUUUGAAGUAUAUUCAAAUACAUUGGAAACAUUGAGAGGGUCUGACGUCACCACUGAUCACAGAACAGGCUUUAAUGUUGGGGUUUGGCUCCUCGGAGGAUGCACAGCAAUCAUGGAAACUAGAAACUUAAUCCAUGAGCGGGAAAAAAAAAGUGCUUUAAGAAAACCACCUAGGUUAGAGCUGCUGCUGCUGCAACGGCUCCCCAAGGGAUUCAGAUGUGUUUUUCUCCUUUUCCUUUACAAACAACCAUCCCGGCCACAUUGAGCUGAAACAAAAGCGUUGACAUCAUCAGUGAUCUCAUCGCUCACUGCGUGAUGCGACCUCUCACUUUUCCACUUUGGACAUAUUCUUUCCCCUCAGGAACGACACGCGGAUCAAAGCGGCCUCUGCUAAAACCUCACAUGGAAGAGCAAACGUACCCUUUUUGGAAACAUCCCCGUUCAAUCAAUCAGGGUGUGUGUUGGAACCAUACAUAUGUGUGUAAUAGUGAGAUCAGGACGUGGGGGAGGGGGUCUGGUAUAUUUUGAGGGCUCCGUCUUUCUUAUUGGGGUUUUAUAGAUUGUGGGUGCACUCUCUUUUUUAACCCUUCUCCACCCAUGUUUUCCCAUGCCAGGGCUUUGGUGGAAGGUUUAGAUGUCUGAGAAUAAACCACUUUAAUCUGUGCAGCUUGCUCUCGCUCUCAUCGUCACACACACACACACACACACACUCGGCCGCCACACAUCUGCCACUGCGGCCCACAGUCAAAGCGCUGUCCUCACCUCAAACCUUCAGCUUUUUAAUUAACUCCGUUUCUCUCUCUCUCUUUCAUCGCACUCGGCAACGAAAGUGCUUCGACUCUGUGAUACUCUGCACAUCCUUGUCUGCAUGUACACGUUUUUUUUUUUUAAAAGGGGGCUGAUUCGUAGCUGUCCACUCGACUUAAAAGCAAAACGAGCUGAAGCGACGAAUGUUCCUUUUGAAUGAGUUUCGAUCGACUGGUUGCAUGUAAAUUAAGUUAUUCGCUGCCCACCGCGCUCAUUAUUUCUCAUCACUUCUGUUUAUAUUCAUGUACAUAAGGCUAAUAGGUUAGCGUAGGAUUAGCUGUCCUCUCGGUUUGAUUUUCUAUGUUUGUGUACAGUUUGUUCUGGACUCCCCUACUGAAUAGUCGGUGCCUUAGAAGGGCUGAGCAAUGCACAGAAACUUUAAAAAAAACAAAAGACAAUUACAGAAAGGAUUUCACGUAGAGACGAUGUUAAUAUCAGUGAACUUUUAUAUUUAAGAUUUGCUGUUAUCGAAGCAUCAGAUCAGACAAAAGGUUGAUUGUCAUGCCUUAUACACUUUGAAAGGACACGUGUAACAAGUCGGUUACAGAGAAAAUAAAAAAUACGAGUUUCACUGGGAAAUGAGGCAAGCCAGAUUCAAAGAAAAUAUUAUUGUCCUGUAAAUAAGCUGGCUGUUUUUUUUAUUAUUAUUAUUGAAAUGAAAUCUUAUUUUUUGUAUGAGGUCUGUAAUUUUCACAGAGUAUUAGUUUAUGUUAAAAGUGUCCGAGGAGCUCGUGUCACAUGGUAACGUUAGAGGGCGAUCCUGUUUUCACUGCAUCUCUCCGUUUGUUCUCGAGCAUUUCUGACCAAUUGUUUUUUGUAUGUUGUUCUUUGAAUGAUCGAUGUCUCACAGGAAUCAGAGAUGAAAGUGCAGUAGCUUGUAUUUUGUUCCUUUGUUUGCAAUAAAAGACCAUUAUUGCUCUCAA
This is a messenger RNA of Hippoglossus stenolepis (Pacific halibut), 5248 nucleotides long. RefSeq names its product nectin cell adhesion molecule 3a (gene nectin3a). Lineage: Eukaryota; Metazoa; Chordata; Actinopteri; Pleuronectiformes; Pleuronectidae. Gene Ontology annotation, cellular component: adherens junction; apical junction complex. The record is from RefSeq and is a predicted model, not a curated record. Bases 121 to 1785 code for a protein of 554 amino acids. Gene Ontology annotation, biological process: homophilic cell-cell adhesion; heterophilic cell-cell adhesion. The transcript has 6 exons.